Molecule: messenger RNA, 6805 nt
Organism: Ahaetulla prasina
Lineage: Eukaryota; Metazoa; Chordata; Lepidosauria; Squamata; Colubridae
Gene: DCLK3
Product: doublecortin like kinase 3
Exons: 5
Coding region: 157-2619 (820 amino acids)
Biological process (GO): protein phosphorylation; intracellular signal transduction
Molecular function (GO): protein kinase activity; ATP binding
Source: RefSeq, a predicted model, not a curated record
CCCCCCAUUUCCCGGGCGCGGUGGGAAGCUGACCGGCCUCCUGGGCGGAGAAGGUGUUGUGAUGCCACCAUCUCCUCCUGUCUGCCACUGACGCCGCUGUAUUCUGAGUCGGAGAAUCCGCCCAUAGCGAGGCGGAGAAACAAGACUGAGAGGAUCAUGCCUGCUGCGCCACCUCCCUUGCAUCCUGCAGCGGGGCCGGAGGGUUCCUGUAACUUCUCCUACCACCAUUGUUCCGAACCUCAAGGAAUUUUUGAUCCCACUUUAAGCUGCAUGAGAUCACGUGUGACUGAAAGAAUAUUACAAAGUACUUGCCCACCAAUUGCCCAUGGAAGUUAUGGAAAGCCCUACUUUGGUACAAAUGGUUUCAGUUCUCCUUUUACAAAUUUUCGGACUGCUUUCCACACUAUCCAUUCUGAGAACAGCCCAGUAAAGCCAAGGAUUAUCACAGUAGUGAAGCCCUGUGGACAUGCCGUAAGAAAGAUAACGUUGCUUUUAAAUCGGCGUUCUGUUCAAACAUUUGAACAGCUGAUUGCUGACAUCUCAGAAGCCUUGGGAUUUCCACGGUGGAAGAAUGAUCGUGUGAGAAAAUUAUACAAUCUAAAGGGAAGGGAAAUCAGAAGUGUUUCUGAUUUCUUUAGAGAGGGUGAUACAUUUAUAGCUAUGGGAAAGGAACACUUAACCCUGAAAACCCUUGAAAUGGCAAUCCAUGAACUUUAUCCUGAUAAGCCUUACGUUCUUCUUACUAGGGCUUCAGAAAAUUGGGAACAACCUCAGAAGCUGAAACACAGAAUGCAUGAGAAAACUUCUAAGUUAGAAAAGAGCCUUGAACCCACAGUUGUUAACAACUGCAUGGAUGUCAUAUCUCCUAAACUAUUUAACAAGCAUUACAUCAAAGCUCAGACUAGGAACAGACAGGAAGAGAAAUUGAGGCCCAAAAAGAGAUGGAUAAGAGACAACUGGCAUGGAGAACAUGAGUUGAAACCCACUAGAAAACCUAAAGAAAUUGAGGAAUAUUUUAACAAAGAGAGAAAUCCUGAAAGUGACACUGAAAGUAGUUCGGAUACAAUUAUCAGAUGUGAGAAAUGUGAAAGAGAAAGACAGCUGAAACAAAAUUUGCAAAAAGAAAGACAGAAUGAUUUUCAGUUUAGGAACAGAGACUUGAAUGUAAGAGCAUGUAAGAGAUACCAUGUUGAAAAACCUGCAAAAUUGAGAAGUUGUAGGAAAUUACUAGAACACUCAGUAGAAGAAGCUGAAGUUACGUGGAAGGAAGCUGGUUGUCAGAGUACAUCGACAACUUCACAUAAUCAUACCAGUAAAGAUCUUGAGAAGCAAAAAAGAAGUAUUUACAGAGAUCAGAUCCUGCAGAACCAGGAUGAAGAAUUAGGAAUAAUGAAGACAAAACCACUAGAAAGUCAGCACACUAUAGUAGGAGAUAUCUAUGAGCUAAAGAAGGAACAUAGAAAACGUUCUAGAAUGAAUCAGAGCUGUUGGUUGAUAAAAAGUUCCCAGGCUGAUGGAGAGAAGCAAACAAAAUUUCAAGGAGAAAAAAAAGAGGUACAGAAGUUAAAAGAAGGAAAUACUAGAGAUGAGAAAAUGGAGCAGGGGGAGAGUAAACAGAUGAAUCAGGAAAGGGAGGAAAAACUUAAAAUUAACAAAGAAGAGAAAAACCAGUGUAAGUCCAGUGAUGUAAAAUUGAGACAUGAUGUCUCUAGCAGAGCAGAUAUGGAAAAUUGCUAUGAAAUUGGCAGAACUAUUGGAGAUGGGAACUUUGCUGUUGUGAUGGAGUGUCAUCAUCGAAGCACUAAUCAGAUCUAUGCAAUGAAAAUCAUUGAUAAAUCAAAGCUGAAGGGAAAGGAGGAUAUGCUAGAAAAUGAAAUCUUGAUAAUCAAGAGCCUCUCCCACCCCAACAUUGUAAGCUUGAUUGAAGUGUUUGAAAGUGAAGAAGAAAUUUACUUAAUCAUGGAAUAUGUCCCUGGUGGGGACUUAUUUGAUGCCAUUAUAGAGAGUGUGAAAUUCACAGAACAUGAUGCUGCUCUCAUGAUAACAGAUCUGUGUGAAGCCCUUAUAUAUAUCCACAGCAAGAACAUAGUUCACAGAGAUCUCAAGCCUGAAAAUCUUCUGGUUCAGCGUAAUCCAGAUAAAACUACCACAUUGAAACUAGCAGAUUUUGGUCUUGCAAAACAGGUGGUAAGACCAAUAUUCACUGUAUGUGGAACUCCAACUUAUGUUGCUCCUGAAAUACUUGCUGAGAAUGGCUAUGGUUUAGAAGUUGAUAUGUGGGCUACUGGUGUAAUACUCUAUAUUUUACUUUGUGGCUUUCCACCUUUCCGAAGUCAUGAACGAGAUCAGGAAGAGUUAUUUCAAAUUAUACAGCUUGGACAGUAUGAAUUUCUCUCUCCGUACUGGGAAAACAUUUCAUCUGCUGCAAAAGACCUGAUAAACCGACUUCUGGUAGUUGAUCCGAAAAAGCGCUAUACUGCUCAACAGGUUCUUCAGCAUCUAUGGAUCCACACAGCUGGAAAAAACAACUGUAGAAAUCUCCAAAGCCAGAUGACCAUCAAUCUCGAGCACCACUUUAGAAGUCAGUGCAAGUCAGAAGUUACCAAAGAAGACUCAUAAGGGAUCAUACACACCAAGGACAAUGUUUUUUCAUUCUGUAUCCGUACGAUCUUAUUUCAGAGAUCAAAUGUUAAGGUUUUAGGCAAAUUCAUUACUUCUGUUGGAGUUGAAGUCUGCUGAACAUAUAUCACUUUAACUGAUUUUAUGUGGUAUCAUACAGUCAUUUCAUGGUUCUUUGAACAUAGCAAUUUUUCAUUUUUGAAAAAGGAUUUCUUUUUAAGUGAACAAAAGAACUCCCACAUGUAAGGCAAGAUUUUGAUUGACUUUGUCAUGCAUUUUGAUGAUUAAGACACUUCUCUUUGGUCUCCAAAGAGAAAUAUGUAUUUUUUUCCACAGAUACUAAGUUAUUUAGUAUUAAUUUUGUAUGUUUCUAUCUUACACCUGACUUUAGGAAUUAAGAAAUACAGUCUUGUUACUGAAAUAUAUUUUGAAAACAUUUUGAAAAUGUGACUUACCCAAGAACUUGUCAAACUGCUGGGUUAAAAUGGGUAAGACUGAAUCUAUUUUUGAAUCAUUCACAUGUAUUAAAUAUUGUUACAUAAAGGCAAAAAUCCAGAGAAUUAUUUUCAGUAUACUUAAUAUCCUGGUAAUUGAACCAGCUACCUAGAUUUUUAAAUUAAAAGACAUGAAUAUGUUUGAUUUGUUUAUUAAACAAAUCUUAGUUUCAAAAGCUUGUUGUGGUAUGAGUUGCUUAAAAGAAAAAUCCUUUGGGGGCAUAUUAAUUUUUUGAAACCAUGUUAUUGAAGAUAUCUGUAAUGUAUUUGAACUUUAGGAGGGAAAUUUGGGCGGGAAAAUGCACGUUGCUGAUUGGCUGAUGCCUCAGCCAAAAUACUAUUUAUUUUUUUGCCUGUUGGCUUUUUUGCUGGGAUCACAAUAAACUACAGAGCUGUUGUCACUUGUAUCGUCUCCUGCCUCGUCAUUGCCCAAACUUAACAUUGGCGACGAGGAUGGGAUUUUGAAGGCAGCGAGACUAGGAAAAGAGCUGAAGGAGCGACUUAGUUUAAAACCCAGCCAAUAGUAAGAGCGGAUACAUAGCGAUGUCUAGCUAUAUGCCGCCAGCGCCAUUCGACCCAGCCAAGGAGAAAUGGGGGUCGUACAUGGCUCGUUUCGAGUGUUUCCUCGAAGCUAACGAAUUGCAAGGAGUAUCGGAUAAUCGGAAGCGUGCUUACUUCCUGAGCCACUGUGGGCCAAAAGUCUUCGAUACCGCCGAAUCACUGUCGUAACCAACGCCGGUACAGUCGGUGCCAUGGCAAACGCUACAGACGACGCUACGAGCACACUGUGCGCCGGUGCCAUCAAAGUUUGUACAAUGGUUCGAGUUGAGGCAAAGAGUUCAGUGAGAGGGCGAAUCGAUAAGCGUCUACAUGGCCGGAUUAAAGAAAGCCGCAAACCACUGUGAGUAUAGGGACUUGGAUGACUCUCUAUUAGAACAACUCAUUUGUGGGGUCAGGGACAUCUGACUACAGAGGCGGCUGCUGUCGAAAAGCAACCUAACCCUGGCGAUAGCCCUGGAUGAGGCCAGGGCACACGAGAUGUCCACCAAAGCGGCGGAAACCUUACAAAAGCCGAACACGCCGAAUGCCACGGCGAAAGCAACGCCAGUCCACAGCGAAGAAAUCCAGGCCAAAUCGGACGGUGAGGAAGAGGAAGAGGUUUUCCACACCGGGAGGCCGGAGAGAGGUGACCAGGACGAGUGCAUGAAUUGCGGAGGCCAACACCAACGACAGAAUUGCAGGUUCAAAGACGCGAUUUGUCGGCGGUGUGAAAAGAAAGGACACAUAGCUCAGGCCUGUCGAGCCUCCCAACCUUCCCGCCAAAGAUUCAAACCGGCCAAUCAAUAGGGUGCCGGUUCAGCGAAGCGGCCAGGGAUUGGCCAAUUCAAAAAAGGCGCGAAGUUGAAUCAGACCACUGUGAGAGUGGGCCACGCAUCGACACAGCUAGAAAAGAAAAUAUUCACCAAGACAUACAUCGAAGGAGUGCAGUGUAAAAUGGAGGUGGAUACCGGCUCAUCAAUCACGAUUAUGUCUUGGGACACAAUCGCAAAGGACCUGCCAGACGUCGCGAAACGCCAACUGCAACCCCAAAAGCUGAGAGUGCAAGACUACCAGGGGAACCGAAUCCCUGUUCGAGGGGUCACAUCCGUCAGAGUGAAAUAUGGACAAUUCAAGAAAACCCUGCCGAUCACCAUCGUAGAUGGAAACCUGCCCAGUUUGCUAGGUCUGGACUGGUUCAGAGCCUUGGGCAUAGAAGUAACCGGGAUUCACAGAAAUGGAGUCAACCUGAAGGACGAGUUAUUGAGAGAAUUCGAGGACGUUUUCCAAGACUGCCUGGGCAAGUACGUGGGGACCCCCAUCUCAUUCAAUUUGGACCCUCAGGUGGCCUAGAUCUUUGGACCCUAGAUUAAAGGCUAGGAGGGUCCCAUUCGCCCUCAAACCCAAGAUUGACAGGGAACUAGACAAAUUAGUAAAUCAGGGAAUACUAGUCCCCGUCGACCAUGCAAAAUUGGAGACACCAAUAGUGACCCAGUCCGGAUUUGUGCUGACUAUAAGGCAACGCUUAACAAAGCAUUGCAAAAGAGUGCUUACCCCAUUCCCGUAGUGCAACAUUUGUUGCACUCGUUAGGGCAGGGACAGGUCUUCGCCAAACUCGAUCUGGCUCAAGCCUACCAACAAAUACCGGUAGACAAUGAAACGGCGGAAGCGCAGACGAUUGUCACACAUCGGGGCGCGUUUAAAUGUACUCGACUUCAGUUCGGAGUUAGUGUAGCCCCCGGGUUAUUCCAAAACCUAAUGGAGCGACUCCUGCAAGGUCUACCAGGAGUAGUCCCAUAUUUCGACGAUGUACUGAUAUCGGCAGAAAACUUGGAAGAAUUAGGGGUCAAAUUGCGGAAGGUUUUGGGCAUUUUCAGGUCUGCGGGGCUUAAGGUUAAACUCAACAAAUGCCAGAUAGGAGUUGAAUCUGUAGAAUUCUUGGGUUACCGGAUAGAUAAGGAAGGCAUCCACCCAACGGAGAGCAAAGUGUGAGCCAUUAGAAAGGCCCCAACCCCAAAAAACAAAACAGAAUUGCAAGCAUUUUUGGGGCUUGUAAAUUUCUAUGCAGUAUUUUUAAAAAAUAAGGUAACGGUAGCCGAACCGCUACAUAAACUGUUAGCGAAGAAAGCUGUUUGGACUUGGGGCAGGGUUGAAGCUAAGGCAUUUGAAGGAGUUAAGAAUCUCUUGUCCAGCGAUAGCCUUCUUAUUCAGUACAAUGGGACAUUGCCACUAGUACUUGUUUGUGAUGCAUCACCCUAUGGAGUAGGGGCUGUCCUCAGCCACAGAUUACCGAACGGGUCAGAAGCCCCUAACGCAUAUUUUUCCCACACGAUGUCCGCAGUGGAAAGGAACUAUAGCCAACUAGACUGGGAAGCCCUGGCUAUAGUUUCUGGGGUUAAAAAAUUCCACGAAUACCUGUUUGGGCGGCAAUUCAAAAUAGUCACAGACCACAGACCAUUAUUGGGACUAUUGGCGGGGGACCAUCCAACACCGGUUGCAUUAUCACCCAGGCUGACCCGUUGGAAUAUUUUCCUGGCAGCAUAUUCAUACAAACUGUCUCACCGACUGGGCAAGGAUUUAGGACAUGCGGACGCUUUAAGUAGAUGCCCGUUGCCAGAGACAAUUGAAGACCUGACACCAGGGAUGCCCGUCUUGUUAAUUGACUCUUUGGACUCUGGCCCAGUCACAUCUAUGGAAGUGACUAGGGCAUCUUACAAAGACAUUGUCAUAAGAACUGUGAUCGGUUGGGUGCAGAGGGGAUGGCCCACUGCACCGGGGGAUCGUUUCAAAGAAUUUACAAAAAAGCAUUCGGAACUGUCGGUACAAGGGGGUUGUCUGUUAUGGGGGGAUAGAGUGGUUAUUCCGGAGAAAUUACGAGGGCAUGUGUUGGAACUAUUGCAUGUGGGCCACCCGGGGAUUGUAAGGAUGAAAAGCCUAGCGAGAAGUUACGUGUGGUGGCCACAAAUGGAUAAAGACAUUAGCGACUGGGUAGGGAAAUGCCAAGCAUGUCAAGAAUCAAGGCCACUACCCCCAACAGCCCCCAUAAGGGAGAAACCCCAGGGUCCUUGGUCCAGGAUCCAUAUAGAUUUUGCCGGGCCGCUCCAUGGGCAGACCUUCUUAAUUGUGGUAGAUGCCUAUCGAAUUGGUUAGAAAUU